UUGAAAUCUGAUGUAUUACUUCUAGCAGAUGUAUUUGAAAACUUUAGAAAAACUUGUCUCAAACAUUACAACCUAGAUCCAGCACAUUAUUACACAUCCCCAGGUUUAGCUUGGGAUGCAUGUCUAAAAGAAACAGGUCAGCAAUUACAGUUACUUCAUGAUUAUGAUAUGUUAAUGAUGUUUGAGCGUGGUAUUCGUGGAGGAAUAACACAUAUAUCAAAAAGAUAUGCGGAAGCGAAUAACAAAUAUAUGAAAGAUUACAAUCCUGAUAAGGAGUCUAGUUAUAUACAAUAUCUCGACGCAAACAAUCUUUACGGU
Porites evermanni is the source of this 318-nucleotide messenger RNA. The record is from the annotation of a GenBank genome assembly. NCBI's taxonomy places the organism in Eukaryota, Metazoa, Cnidaria, Anthozoa, Scleractinia, Poritidae.